Messenger RNA from Blastomyces dermatitidis ER-3, 2025 nucleotides. Its product is annotated as C6 transcription factor. The coding region runs from base 1 to 2025 and encodes 674 amino acids. NCBI's taxonomy places the organism in Eukaryota, Fungi, Ascomycota, Eurotiomycetes, Onygenales, Ajellomycetaceae. Gene Ontology annotation, molecular function: DNA-binding transcription factor activity, RNA polymerase II-specific; zinc ion binding; DNA binding. The transcript is spliced from 7 exons. Gene Ontology annotation, biological process: regulation of DNA-templated transcription; DNA-templated transcription. The record is from RefSeq and is a predicted model, not a curated record.
AUGUCACACGGAGCCAAUUCAGCUUCGCGCUCCUUUCGUGCCCGCGCGUGCGAAAAUUGUCGGCUGAGAAAGAUCAAAUGUGACAAAGCCAUUCCAUGUUCCAGCUGCGGCACACUCGGCAUCCCCUGCCAGGCCGCAUCUUCAAGGCUAACAGAACGGCCUCGCGCUCCUCCAACCAACCAGCAUGCCAGCCAUCAGAAUGCCGCUUCAGGGGCUUCCGGCAUUAACCAAGCCAGCGAGAGAAACUGGGAGCUGAUAGAAGACCGCCUUUCUGCGGUCGAAAAGAGCAUUCAAGAGUUGUCACAUCGUUCUGCCCCCGGUUCUGUGAAUUCGUUAGACCAUCAUUCACCCUCCAUAUCCACCCAGUCGUCGUUGGAGAUAACGACAGCUGCAUUUGAAGGACAAUCGUCCUUUGGUAGUGCAACGUUGCUAGCCAAGAAGGCUGCAGAUAUAUCCGUUGCAAGAGUCCCCGGGAGCAAACUCGACGAGAACGUCUAUAGAGCCCUCCUCUCGCUAAAAAGUAACCUAGAUAAGCACCAUCCAUCUCCGCGUUCUUCUGAAUCGACGGAAACUGCAAGCACAGCCGCAUCGAAUCUAAAUCUGCCUCCGGUGGCCUUCGUAAUUUCUCUCAUCAGGAGAGUCAAAGAGCAACCGCCGUUCUUUCUUGUGAACAACUCUUGGAGAGAUUACCUCCAGAUCGAAAAACUAUGUCAGAAAGUUUACUUUCCUUCUGAACCGAUCACCGCAGGGUCAAUUACCCUUAUGCAUGGUUUGCUUUAUUUCAUCAUUCGGGACUACAUGCACAGUGGGGACAGUUCGCUGUCUCAAUCUGAUUGCACCCUAUAUGCAGACAUUUGUGAGAAAAGCUUUGUGCAGGGUUUGAAAUCUUACGAAAUGUUUGUCGGCCCGACCCUUGAAAAGGUCCAGGCUCUGCUCAUUGGGGUUAUUAAGUGUCAAGAAGAAUCAAAUCACCCGCUUUGCUGGACAUAUCUGUCAAUCGCAUUUGAUAUGUGUCAAAGCAUGGGAUAUCACAGCAAUUCGGAAUUGAAAAACGAUCCUUUCCCCGUUGCGGAGGAGAAGCGACACGUUUUCUGGAGAUUGUACAUGAUCGACAAAAACCUCUCUCUUAACCUUGGCCGCACAUCACAUUUUCAAGACCAUGAUAUCGAUUGCGGAGUAUUCAUACCGUCAACUGACCCCCAUCAAAGCCCUUGGGAUCUAAUGGCUCAUGUGAUCAUUAAAUUUUCAGCUAUUCAGGGCCGAGUGUAUGACAGGCUAUAUUCUGUUUCAGCAUCGCAAUCGUCACCGGAGGAAAAAAUGCGGGUGAUGGAACAGUUGUCUAUCGAGCUGAUUGAAGUGCGAAAUGAACUCCUCAGGAUCGACGUCAGUGGUGGCUAUUAUGCGGAUUCAUUGCAGGGAAUGGCGGCCUGCGCUGAAUUCAUCACCUAUUCAGUUUUAACCGUCAUAUACCGCGCCCAGAUGUCGCCGAAUGCUAUGUCUAUAAGUUCCAAGUGUUUAGAGGCAGCCAAGCUCGGUCUACAGAGUCACCUAAAGUGCUUUUCCUACUUCAGUGAACGCAAAAGCCACAAGCAGGCUGAAUACGUAACCUGGAUCCUUCUCUACCCUUCCUUCACCCCGUUCGUCAUCGUCUUCACCCACGCAAUUGCCGCCGGAGACUUAGAGGAGCUCUCCCUACUCAAAGAAACCGUCGGCUCGCUUGAACUGGUUAAGGAUCUUUCCCGUGGCUCCCAACAUCUCUACGAGAUAUGCAAAGCAUUCCUCACCAUUGCCCAGUCCUUGAUUGAUUCUCAACUAACCCUGAACGGCCUCGAACACCAAGACGACGGCUCGCUUGUACUACCUUUUAUGACGGAUGGCCAGACCCAGAUCACUUUCCCGGAUAUCCCCUGGCCAGAAGAUAUGCACGAUUUUAACAUGGACAGUGCUGAUAUUUCUGUCUUUUUGAAUGAUUUCCUUGGUACGAACAGGCCCGGGACAGAUAUGCUCAGCUUGAACCUUACGUAA